AUGGCGCACCUGCGUGUCAAGACGCCUGUGUCCCCAGCCCAGUCCUCCGAGCGCUCCAGGCGGCCGCAGCCGGGCCUGUUCCCCGGGCCGCCAGACGGGGGCAGCGUCGCACCACGGCUGCCCUCGGGCGCGCAGCGGCCCCGCCUCGGCAGCGGGGGUGGGGGUGGGGGGCUGCGUCCGCCGCCUGUACCCCUGCCGCCUGUGCCCCUGUACCUGUGCCCCCUGUGCCCCUGCCCCCUGUAUCCCUGCCGCCUGUACCCCUGCCGCCUGUGCCCCUGCCACCUGUGUCCCUGCCGCCUCCGCCUGUACCCCUGCCGCCUGUGCCCCUGUACCUGUGCCCCUGCCCCCUGUAUCCCUGCCGCCUGUGCCCCUGCCCCCUGUGCCCCUGCCCCCUGUAUCCCUGCCGCCUGUGCCCCUGCCCCCUGUACCCCUGCCACCUGUACCCCUGCCACCUGUGCCCCUGCCACCUGUGCCCCUGCCACCUGUGCCCCCUGUACCCCUGCUGCCUGUGCCACUGCUGCUUGUACCCCUGCUGCCUGUGUCCCUGCCGCCUGUGCCCCCUGUACCCCUCCCGCUUGUGCUUCUGCCACUUGUACCCCUGCUGCCUGUGCCCUGCCACCUGUGCCCCCUGUACCCCUCCCGCUUGUGCCCCUGCCGCCUGUGCCCCUGCCCCCUGUACCCCUGCCGCCUGUGCCCCUGCCCCCUGUACCCCUGUCGCCUGUGCCCCUGCCACCUGUGUCCCUGUCGCCUGUGCCCCUGCCACCUGUGCCCCUGCCGCCUGUACACCUGCCGCCUGUGCCCCCUGUACCUCUGCUGCCUGUGCACCUGUUGCCUGUGCCCCUGCUGCCUGUACCCGUGGCCUGUGCCCCUGCCACCUGUGCCCCUGUGCCCCUGCCACCUGUGCCCCUGCCGCCUGUACACCUGCCGCCUGUGCCCCCUGUACCUCUGCUGCCUGUGCACCUGUUGCCUGUGCCCCUGCUGCCUGUACCCGUGGCCUGUGCCCCUGCCACCUGUGCCCCUGUGCCCCUGUCGCCUGUGCCCCUGCCCCCUGUAUCCCUGCCACCUGUACCCCUGCCACCUGUGCCCCUGCCACCUGUGCCCCUGCCACCUGUGCCCCCUGUACCCCUGCUGCCUGUGCCACUGCUGCUUGUACCCCUGCUGCCUGUGUCCCUGCCGCCUGUGCCCCCUGUACCCCUCCCGCUUGUGCUUCUGCCACUUGUACCCCUGCUGCCUGUGCCCUGCCACCUGUGCCCCCUGUACCCCUCCCGCUUGUGCCCCUGCCGCCUGUGCCCCUGCCCCCUGUACCCCUGCCGCCUGUGCCCCUGCCCCCUGUACCCCUGUCGCCUGUGCCCCUGCCACCUGUGUCCCUGUCGCCUGUGCCCCUGCCACCUGUGCCCCUGCCGCCUGUACACCUGCCGCCUGUGCCCCCUGUACCUCUGCUGCCUGUGCACCUGUUGCCUGUGCCCCUGCUGCCUGUACCCGUGGCCUGUGCCCCUGCCACCUGUGCCCCUGUGCCCCUGCCACCUGUGCCCCUGCCGCCUGUACACCUGCCGCCUGUGCCCCCUGUACCUCUGCUGCCUGUGCACCUGUUGCCUGUGCCCCUGCUGCCUGUACCCGUGGCCUGUGCCCCUGCCACCUGUGCCCCUGUGCCCCUGUCGCCUGUGCCCCUGCCCCCUGUAUCCCUGCCACCUGUGCCCCUGUCGCCUGUGCCCCUGCCGCCUGUGCCCCUGCCGCCUGUGCCCCUGCCAUCUGUGCCCCUGCCGCCUGUACACCUGCCGCCUGUGCCCCCUGUACCUCUGCUGCCUGUGCACCUGUUGCCUGUGCCCCUGCUGCCUGUACCCGUCGCCUGUGCCCCUGCCACCUGUGCCCCUGUACCUGUGCCCCUGUGCCCCUGCCCCCUGUGCCCCUGUCGCCUGCGCCCCUGUCACCUGCACCCCUGCCACCUGUACCCCUGUCGCCUGUGCCCCUGCCGCCUGUACCCCUGCAACCUAUACCCCUGUCGCCUGUGCCCCUGUCGCCUGUGCCCUCUGUGCCCCUGCCCCCUGUAUCCCUGUCACCUGUGCCCCUGUCGCCUAUGCCCCCUGUACCUCUCCCGCUUGUGCUUCUGCCACUUGUGCCCCUGUCGCCUGUGCCCCUGCCGCCUGUGCCCCUGUCGCCUGUGCCCCUGCCGCCUGUGCCCCUGCCCCCUGUGCCCCUGCCGCAUGUGCCCCUGCCGCCUAUGCCCCUGUACCUGUGCCCCUGCCACCUGCACCUCUGCCCCCUGUGCCCCUGCCGCCUGUGCCCCUGUCGCGUGUGCCCCUGCUGCCUGUGCCCCUGCCGCCUGUGCCCCUGCCGCCUGUGCUCCCGCCGCCUCUUGGCCUCUCAGGCUCCGCAGAUGGCAGCCUCUCCUGA
Molecule: messenger RNA, 2391 nt
Organism: Myotis daubentonii (Daubenton's bat)
Lineage: Eukaryota; Metazoa; Chordata; Mammalia; Chiroptera; Vespertilionidae
Exons: 4
Coding region: 1-2391 (796 amino acids)
Source: RefSeq, a predicted model, not a curated record